Messenger RNA from Tetranychus urticae (two-spotted spider mite), 2182 nucleotides. RefSeq lists its product as uncharacterized. The record is from RefSeq and is a predicted model, not a curated record. NCBI's taxonomy places the organism in Eukaryota, Metazoa, Arthropoda, Arachnida, Trombidiformes, Tetranychidae. Gene Ontology annotation, molecular function: protein binding.
AUUUCAAAAUAUAAAUCAACCGGCCGAGGUUAUUUCCCGCUCAAAGCUGUUUUUAUUGUCAUUGCUCUAUUUUAUUUUGUGUCUUUUGGCAUUUUAUAUUUAGUCCUGAAUCUUAUUAUUUAGCCUAUUCUUGAAAUAUACUUUCCUGUCAAAUUUUAAUCAUGAAUUUAAACGGUGGUUUAGAUGGUGAACGGAUCUGUAAAUACAUCACUCGUCGCCCUGACAAAGAUUGUGAUCAAGAAAAAAGAGUUCCUGUUUAUGGAAACCUAGUGUUUGAAGAUGAUUGUCCUCAUAUUAUUCAUAGUUAUCCCGUGGCCUACAAAGAUUACAUCAUCGGUCGAGAAAAAACGUCUCAUUUGAGAAUUACUUCUCCCAUUGUGUCAAGGCUGCAUUGUAUUAUUAGCUGUGAAGAUGGUAAUCCUAUCUUGAUCAACAAAUCGGGAUUAAAUGGUACCUAUGUUGAAGGAGAACCAAUUGCAACUAAAACUAAAUUAAUAGAUGGUGUUGUUAUCAAGAUUGGUAUGCAUUCAUUCCGUUUCGAUUCCGUCGACUCUGAUGAUACCGUUCUUGAAGAGAAGAAAGAUCCAAUGAUGUCUCCAAUGAAGCGAGAAAAGGGUAACCUCAAAGUUACCUUUGAAAAUGGUGUUGACUCAAAGCAUGCGGAAGAACACCAAGAAGCCCUUGAAGAAGCAAAGUUUGCAAUCGCAAAAGAAGAAUCUAUUGAAAAACCUGAACCCAUUGAAGAACCUGAACCAGUUGAGGAAUCUGAACCAAUCGAAGAUCCUGAACCCGAACCCGAACCCGAAGCUGAACCUGAACCAAAGAAAAAAGCGACAAAAAAAGCACCAGUUGCCAAAAAAGGACGCAAAAAGGUUGCUUGUAGUAAGAGAACUGCGAAAGUAGAGCCUGAGGAAGAUCAUGAAGAAAUAGAAAAAGGGUCCGAACUAGAGAUGGAACAAGAAGCAGAAAAAGCACCAGAAAUAGAACCACAAAAAGAUGCAGUUAACGAGUUGGAGAAAGAGCCAGAAUCUAGUUCAGAAAUAGAGCAAGAACCUGAGCCAGAGCCAGAACCGAAACGCGAGGAGAAGCUUGAACAAGAACCAGAAAACGGAUCAGAGCCAGAGCCAGAGUCAGAGACAGAUCAAAAAUCAGAACUAGAACAAGAACCUGAGCAAGAAAAAGAGCAAGAGCCAGAACAAGAAGAUGAACAAGAGGCAGAACAUGAACCGCAGUCUGAGUCAGAGCCCGAACCCGAACCAAAACAAACAAAACAAAAAGUAAAACGAGAAACGAAAAAAGUAACGAAAAAAGUGACAAAAAAAGCAAAAAAAGAGCCAGAGCCUGAACCUGAGCCUGAACAAGAAGAUGAACAAGAGGCAGAACAUGAACCCGAGUCAGAGUCAGAGCUCGAACCAGAACCAGAACCCGAACCAAAACAAACAAAACAAAAAGUGAAACGAGAAACGAAAAAAGAAACGAAAAAAGUGACAAAAAAAGCAAAAAAAGAGCCAGAGCCUGAGCCAGAGCCUGAGCCUGAACAAGAAGAUGAAGAGGCAGAACAUGAACCCGAGUCAGAGUCAGAGCCCGAACCAGAACAAACAAAACAAAAAUUGAAACGAGAAACGAAAAAAGAGUCAAAAAAAGAAGCAAAAAAAGAGCCAAAGAAAGAAACAAAGAAACCAGCAAAAAAAGAGACGAAACAAGAGUCCAAAGCAAAGUCUAAAUCAGGAGCUAAAUCUGUUCCUAAAGCAGAAUCUAAAGCAGAUACUAAUGGCGAAGUGAAAGAAGAGCCUAAGCCAGAAGUUAAACGUUCAACGCGAAAUAAGAAAACAUUCCAAGACAAUAAUGAACCUUCGGCGAUAAGUGACAAUACGAAUAAAAAACCACGUCGUAAAGCUACAAAGUCCAAGCUGGUGGACGAAGAUGGAGACAAACAAGAGGCUACACCGCCAAAGAAGCCUGCCAAACCGGUAGAAGAAGAAAACAAAAGACCAACUCGAGCUCGCAAGGCCAAAGUAUUAGAUUGAAGAGAUAGUUAAUGAAUCACGGUUUAUUCAAUAUUUAAUUUUGUAAUACACCAAAUAUUGUCAUUGGUUUUACAUUUCCUCUCCUUGUAAAAGUUUUUAAUCCUCAAGUUUUCGAGGGACAUUCUUUAAAUAAAUCAUCCUAAAUUUUCUUCGCA